This is a messenger RNA of Lates calcarifer (barramundi perch), 4089 nucleotides long. RefSeq names its product vezatin, adherens junctions transmembrane protein (gene vezt). Gene Ontology annotation, molecular function: myosin binding. Gene Ontology annotation, biological process: cell-cell adhesion. NCBI's taxonomy places the organism in Eukaryota, Metazoa, Chordata, Actinopteri, Centropomidae. The record is from RefSeq and is a predicted model, not a curated record. Gene Ontology annotation, cellular component: plasma membrane.
AUGGGAAUUGUAGUUUUAAGCAAAGUUUAGCAACCGGCUAACUACCAACUUCCCAACGGCUGUUCCUGACUACUGUCGCCUACAACUUCAUAAUGCAAAACGGGCUGCGCAUAGAUGGCGGAGAGCAAUGACUGAAGAGUUCGAUGAAGAUGUGGUAUUUGAGAACUCUCCUCUUUUCCAGUACCUGCACGAUCUAGGGCACACAGACUUCGAGGCAUGUCCAACAGCAUCGCAGGAAGAGGAAUAUGGUGGACAAGAGGGAGACCUCCCGUCUCCAGGCGAAGACCAACAGAAAACUUCGGGAGGACCGUUGUGGAGACUCGCUGAGGCCCUGUGGAGAUGGAGCCCGAUUCACCAGGCGGCUGCAUCUCAUAAGCUGGAGCAGCAACUGGACUGUGUGUUCGGCCAGUACUCUGUGAGGUGCAUUCUGGACCAGGACGUCCUGCUCCAGGAGGAUGUGGAGCUGAUCGAACUGUUAGACCCGAGCCUGCUCACCCUCGCCUCACCCUCUGGCUCACCCAGCCGAGGGAACACCCUGCCCAGACCGAGCCUCAUCGCCAGGCCCUCCCUAUGGGACAUGGCGGGUCUGGUUGGCCUGGCUGCAGUGCUGCUGGGUCUCUGCUCCGUAUCGGAGGGCCUGUGGUCUUUGGCUGCUGCCCCGUGGGGCCUGGCCCUGCUGGGCUGGGCAGGGCUGAGGGGGCUCACGCUGUGGAGACGGGGCCGCAUGCAGAGGGCUGUCCAUGCCAGGGCCAUGCAGCUCCAGACUCUGGUCCACAACAGCAAGACUCUGACCGGCCUGUCUCGCAAAGCCCUGCGUCUGGUGCAGGAGACCGAGGUCAUCUCCAGAGGGUUCACCCUUCUGCUCGACAGGGUGAGUGCGGCCAGCUCCUUUAGCAGGGCGGGGCCGGGGGCGGUGCCACGCGGCCAGCAGCUGAUCGGACUGAGGAAGGCCUUGUACCGGGCGCUCCGCUCGGCCUUCAGAGCCUCACGUCGAGCCACCUGUCACAUGCUCAAGGCGUUUCCUCUGAACUCUGAGAUUGAUAAUGUGACCAACUACGUGUCUGCGGUGCCUUUGAAGGAGCUGGGUCUCGGCCUGGGAAUCGAGCAUCUGGGUGACGAGCAGGCCCAGGAGCUGACGGACGACUACAGCCUGCCUGCUCUCAAGAUGCUGUUCCAGCUGUGGGUGGGGCAAAGCUCUGAAUGUUUCCGUCGACUGGCCCUUCUACUGUCCCCAUGCCGAAUAGAGGAAGAGGGUGAGAGCACGCUCAAAGGAGAAACCUCCCCUCCUCCUCCUCCCCUUCCUUCUCCUCCUCCUCCUCCACCGCUGCACCGGUCCGUCGCUGCAGUGACCGAGCCACUCCAUCACGCUCUGGCCAGCUGCCUCGGCGAAGUGCAGCGAAGCUACGACUUCCACCGACACUUCGAAAUGCAGCCGAGGGCGACGGGCUCCGAGAGGACCGGACGAGCCAGGGAGAAAUGCCGAGAGCUCAACACCCUGCACACUUCCAUCAGAAGCCUGCAGCUGCACCUCAAGGCCCUGCUCAGCGAAAUGAUCAUCCUGGAGGACGACCUGGAGAAACUGAUGGUGUCCAAGGAGCUGACGGAGCUGACGUGCGAGGGCUACCGGGACCUCAGCGACCGGCUGCACCAGCUGCAGCCGCACAUGCAGGCCAGCGCUGGUUGCUGGGAGGACACCAUCAGCCAGGUGGAGCGCAUGCUGAGACGGGCCAACGCCUGUCCAGGUAAUGCCGAGGGUGUGGAGCAGUGUGGUACUCCUGAAUCCGAGAUUCCUGCUCCUCCUCCAUCAUACCCCUUGAUCCUGGACAAAGACCCUGUGCCAGAGGAGCUGGAGUGGGAGGCCUAUGUGUCUGACUCAGACUCUGACGGCGAAGGCAGAGGGUCCUGGUCCGACAUGUUGUCACCGGAGGAACGGGAACGUCAGCGCCGGGAGAGGGAGGAGUCUCGUCGCGUCCUGUCGGAGCUGAAAGCUGUCCUGGGCUUCCGUGCGUCAGAGGGGGAGAGGAUGAAGAGGAAGCAGCUGCUCUUCAACGACCAAGCUGCUGUGACGCCUUCAGCUCACGCCGAGAGUUCAGAUCCCGCCACCAAACUGUCAGACGCUCCGACUUCUGUAAGCUCAGGAGAACCUGCCGAUGAGGAGGGGAACCACCUAUCAGAGCGCCCGGCAGGAAACAGAGGGGAGGAAGAGGAAGGAAGAGGCAACAGGAUGAGGCCCGACCCCUCCACUGAGCCAACGAUGGAGUUCAGCUGCGGUUUGGAGGCGGGGGAAGGGGAGCUCGGGGGGGACUCGGUCUGCGCCAGAGGAGGAGGAGGUGCGUCCGAGCUGCACCAGUACGACGGGGUCCUGGAAGAGGGGGAGUCCCAGAACGGUCUGGACUGCUUCCUGAAGCCCAAAGUCCCCGCCGUCUCUGUUAUGGACAGACUGACGGAGAUCCACGGCUCGGAGGCUCUCAGCUUCAGUUCCGCCCUUGCCGCUCAGGUGGCCGCGCGCUCGCACUCGCUCAUCAACAUGGAGGAGCAGACGUUUGGAGAUGACGGGGAGGAGGAGGAGGAGGAUGAAGAGGAAGAGGGCAAAGAGGAGGAGGAGAGCGACAGACGAACCCCAGAGAAGGACUAAAAAUGAAAACCCGCUGCUUUAACUGAGCACUGAGCAGAGACUGUAUUUAUGUCUGAUUAUCUUUUAUCGAUCGGUCUGUGUUACAUCUUAACUGUUUCUGCUGUGAAGAUAUUUCAGAUUCACUCUCUAUUUCCCGUCCGUCCAUGUUACUGUACAUCACCCAUGAUUCUUACUGCUCUUUUGCUGUUAAAACUCAGGUACCAGAACCACUAAAACAAAACAUGACCUUGCAGUGUUGAGGUCAGAAGACCAGAACGUCUGCAGUUUACUUGGCGACAUCCACAGCAUAGUGUAAAGUGUUCACAGUCGCUCAGUAGAUGUGGAAACAAAGAUUGUAAGCGAUCGGCUUCAUACAUGGAAAACGGUUUUAAUCGCAGCUUUCUCUCAUGUCACUGUAAUCAGACCAGUCCAGUCUGAGUCACUGUUAGAAAAGGUUGAGAUAUCAGUGGUAAUUCUCUAAAGGUGUGUUCAGACAGAAAGCAAAUAAAGACGCAGACGCAUUAGAUGCAAAUUUGCCCGAGUGACACAAAGACGUGUCUGCACAUGUUGGAAACGUUUCAUGUCAAGCGAAAACUCCAGGCUUAUCCCAUGACUUUAUGAACCUGCUUCAUACAUGUACUAGAGACUAGAGGGAAAUUAUUUUACCCUGGGUUUCGCCUCUCAGGCAACACACAAGGUGUUCUACUGAAAAAUAGUGGAGCAGAAGAAUAAAUCAGUGUAAAACUGAAAUACUCACAUGAUGUACAAGACCCUUAAAAUGAAAACAGUACUUGAGUAAAUGUCCACUGCUGUAGCUGGUACUUAUGAUGUAUUGGGGCCAAUAAACACAAAUUAGUGUGAGAGGCACAGGGUGAAAAUUCACUUUGCUUCCUGUCGGAACACCCCUGACAGUUGAACUCAGCCAACCUUAAUUCUUACAAGCAGACACUAAAGUGCAAGAAGAGGAGGUGGGGAUGCUAUUUUUACUCUCAGCCUUUAUUCCUGUCCCUUUUCCUGCGAUCCAUCUCUUGAUUGGACACAAUGGGGUAAAGUGGCAGAACAUAUAUUCACAAUCCUAUUUGCAGUUACAUAUUUGGAAUACUAAUGCGUCUGAGAACAAUUCAUGAAGACUGAAACAAUCCUGUUGUCUCAGCGUCUGUGUUUACAGGGGCACACUCAGCGGAAAGGUCAGGAAGCCUUGUUUGAAUUUAAUGAACUGUGCUGCUCUGAGGUUUAAAAUCAAAUACCUGUCUGUGUGCAGGUAUGGUGACAAAAGAAGAAACUGAUUUUCUCUCAUGUGAGGGCAAUCUGUAACUUUUAUGUUUCAUAUGAAGAGUCUGACAGCCCUGAUGUAUGCCUCCACCUCUCCAUGUCGGCCUUGUCCUGCCUCCCGUUCCCCCACCCGGACCUCUCCCCCGGGGAUGAGGUCUACCCCUCCUCCAUUUUCCAACGUGAAAUAAAAUACUGUUCUGGAA